Messenger RNA from Schistocerca americana (American grasshopper), 2037 nucleotides. RefSeq names its product ankyrin-3-like. NCBI's taxonomy places the organism in Eukaryota, Metazoa, Arthropoda, Insecta, Orthoptera, Acrididae. The transcript is spliced from 11 exons. Gene Ontology annotation, molecular function: protein binding. The record is from RefSeq and is a predicted model, not a curated record. Bases 1 to 2037 code for a protein of 678 amino acids.
AUGGUCCUGCUGUUUCACGGUGCGAACAAGGACGCACGGGACAGCAUUGGGAGGAUGGUUUUGCGGACAGCCGCCACAUGUGGUGAAGCAGCUGUCGUGAACCUGCUGUUGCGGUUGGGGACAGACCGGUCUGCUGCCACCUACGGUGGUAGAAUGGAAAACACAUUUAACAAUAUGUCUACAGUUCAGAACAAGUUGCUGAGAAUUAAUGUCAACUUAUUUGACAACACAGCUGAAACAAUUUCAUCUGAUACAAUUAUCAGUGAAUACUCUAGGCUGCAGCACCACAUCGCAGAAGCUGCCAGUGGUGGUUUGCACGUACCAGUUGUCAAGGCUGUGACUGUGCAGCACUUCAUUUGUUGGGGGUACACGGACGAGGUCCCAGAAAGGAAGGGAAAUGCGGCAAAGCCACAGGCACCUGCAGAGACAUGUAAGCCCCCUCUCCUUAAGGAGGCUUGUGAAGACCAGAGUCCAGGGUUUUACAUUGGAGGAUGGCAGAGUUGUCACAAAGGGGGGACACAUGAAGCUGCCAAGUAUGGAAACUUGGCUGAACUGUUAGAGAUCCUGCAACAUGGAAUGGACAUCAACAGCCAGUGUGGAAAUGGCUACACUGCAAUUCACAGAAUGGCGAAGUGUGGCGACACCUCAGCUGUAAACUGGCUGCUGGAGUCAGGUGCCAAUGUCACUGUGUGGAGUGACUGGCAGCAGACCACCCUCCAGGUAGCAGCAGCAUACGGCAGACAGGGUGUCGUGAUGGUCCUGCUGUUUCACGGUGCGGACAAAGACGCGUGGGACGGCUGUGGGCAGACUGCUUUGCAGAUUGCCGCCAGAUGUGGUGAAGCAGCUGUCUUAAACCUGCUGUUGUGGUUGGGGACAGACCAGUCUGCUGCCGGCUACGCUAGGCUGCAGCACCACAUCGCAGAAGCUGCCAGUGGUGGUUUGCACGUACCAGUUGUCAAGGCUGUGACUGUGCAGCACUUCAUUUGUUGGGGGUACACGGACGAGGUCCCAGAAAGGAAGGGAAAUGCGGCAAAGCCACAGGCACCUGCAGAGACGUGUAAGCCCCCUCUCCUUAAGGAGGCUUGUGAAGACCAGAGUCCAGGGUUUUACAUUGGAGGAUGGCAGAGAGAAGAGGAGCGUCCUGCACUUGUCACUGCCACAAAGCAACGCAUCAUGGAGAAUCGAAUGCAGGAAGCUGCAGAGAACGGAAACUUUGCCGAACUGGCGAAGAUCCUCACACAGGGAAUACACGUCGACAGCCAGUGUGAAAAUGGCUACACCGCACUGUGUAGGGGGGAGGGGGUGAAGGCUGGCGACAUCGUGCAUCAUGGCCGUAAACUACCUGCCGGGGUCGGGUGCCGAUGCCACGACAAAGACGCGUGGGAUGGCUGUGGGCAGACGGCUUUGCAGAUUGCCGCCACAUAUGGUGAAGCAGCUGUUGUGAACCUGCUGUUGCAGUUGGGGAUGGACAGGUCUGCUCCCAGCUAUGGUGGUAGAAUGGAAAACACAUUUAACAAUCUGUCUACAGUUCAGAACAAGUUGCUGAGAAUUAAUGUCAACCUAUUUGACAACACAGCUGAAACAAUUUCAUCUGAUACAAUUAUCAGUGAAUACUCUAGGCUGCCGCACCACAUCGCAGAAGCUGCCAGUGGUGGUUUGCACGUACCAGUUGUCAAGGCUGUGACUGUGCAGCACUUCAUUUGUUGGGGGUACACGGUCGAGGUCCCAGAAAGGAAGGGAAAUGUGGCAAAGCCACAGGCACCUGCAGAGACAUGUAAGCCCCCUCCCCUUAAGGAGGCUUGUGAAGACCAGUCGGUCCAGGGUUUUACAUUGGAGGAUGGCAGAGUGUGUGGUGCUGACAUCGCAGCACGAAACCAACUCAAGAGUAAAAACAUGAGUUGCUCGACUUAUGAUCUCCCAGAAGAUCUUAUUAACCAAGUCGACAAAGGAAGACCAAGAGAAACUGGAGAGGCUUCAACUUCUUCAGUUAACGCAAUUGAUGAUCCUGGAGACUUCUUACAUGAUUUUGAAAUUUAG